AUGGGUUGUGUUUGGAAAAGUAUUCCAAUUCUGCCAAAUUUCGAGGUCCGAGACGACGACAUUUGUAUAUGUGCUUUUCCAAGUUCUGGAACUCACUGGUUUUGGGAAAUUAUUUGCAUGCUACUAAAUGGAAAAGCAAUGUAUCUGACUGGCACUAAAGAACAAGACAUGAUGGAAUUUAUAAUGCCUGAUGUCUUUGAGAAACGCCAAUCACCACGAAUCCUGAACACCCACCUAAGACCAAAGUACCUUCCAGAGAAAAUGGUCAAAGAAGGCAAAAUUAUUUUGGUAGUGAGAAAUCCAAAAGAUGUUAUAGUUUCAAAUUAUCGGCAAACAUAUGGCUUGAAGGUCCUUGGCUAUGAAGGUUCUUUCCCAAGUUUUUUUGAAUCAUUUCUGGAAGGUAAAGUCCACUAUGGAAGCUGGUUUGAUUAUAUUAAUGACUGGAUGGAAGCAAAGAAAAAUAACCCAAAUAUUAUGCUUGUAACAUAUGAAGAGGCUAAAGAGGAUUUGCCAGCUACUGUGGAAUGUUUUUCAAAAUACCUCAAUUUGAAACAAAAUGAAGAACUAAUCAAGAAAAUUGCAGAACUUUGUACAUUUAAAUCUAUGAAAACUGCUAAGGAAGACCUAACCAAAGAUAUAGACAUGUGGAGAGAAGGCUAUAGUUUUUACAGAUCAGGUAAAACUGGCACUUGGAAAGAUUGGCUGACAGUUCAGCAGAAUGAAAAAAUAGAGGAAUGCAUGAAGAGUAAAUUGAACAGUCUUGAAAUUGCAAAGAUGUACAUGACAUCUUGA
Acanthosepion pharaonis is the source of this 792-nucleotide messenger RNA. The record is from the annotation of a GenBank genome assembly. Lineage: Eukaryota; Metazoa; Mollusca; Cephalopoda; Sepiida; Sepiidae.